AUGGCUUCGGGAUACGACAGAGCUCUUUCGGUGUUUAGUCCCGAUGGACACGUUUUCCAGGUCGAAUAUGCCGGCGAAGCUGUCAAGCGAGGUACCUGCGCGGUGGGCGUAAAGGGCACAGAUGUGGUGGUCCUCGGAUGCGAGAAGCGGUCGGCCAUGAAGUUGCAGGAUACACGCAUCACACCCUCCAAGAUCGGCCUGCUCGACAGCCACGUUUGUCUGGCGUUUGCCGGACUCAACGCCGACGCCCGCAUUUUGGUCGACAAGGCGCGGUUAGAGGCCCAGUCGCACCGCCUCAACCUCGAAGAUCCCGUUACGAUCGAGUACAUUACCAAAUAUGUCGCUGGCGUGCAGCAGCGGUACACACAGAGCGGUGGUGUCCGGCCGUUUGGUAUUAGCACGCUUAUUGUUGGGUUUGAUAAGGGCAGUGAGCAGCCGAGGCUGUAUCAGACUGAGCCCUCGGGCAUUUACUCUGCGUGGAAAGCCAACGCCAUCGGGCGGUCGAGCAAGACGGUGCGCGAGUUCCUUGAGCGUAACUACAAGGAGGACAUGGACCGGGAGGCAACGGUGCGGUUGGCGAUCAAGUCGCUGCUGGAGGUGGUGCAGACUGGUGCCAAGAACAUUGAGAUCGCCGUCAUGGCGCCCGGCAAGUCGAUCGAGAUGCUACCGGUCGAGGACAUUGAGAACUACGUCAAGACUAUCGAGCAGGAGAAGCAGGAGGAGGCUGCGAAGAAGAAGACUGGCAGGACCCCCGGGACGGGCAGCGCCGCGAUAUUGACACGGAGCGGGCAGGGCGAAUCCAGUGAGCAGUGA
Messenger RNA from Dichotomopilus funicola, 813 nucleotides. RefSeq names its product nucleophile aminohydrolase. Bases 1 to 813 code for a protein of 270 amino acids. Lineage: Eukaryota; Fungi; Ascomycota; Sordariomycetes; Sordariales; Chaetomiaceae. The transcript has 5 exons. Gene Ontology annotation, cellular component: proteasome core complex; nucleus; proteasome core complex, alpha-subunit complex. Gene Ontology annotation, biological process: proteasomal protein catabolic process; ubiquitin-dependent protein catabolic process. The record is from RefSeq and is a predicted model, not a curated record.